GUUUUAUCAAUAUUUUUAAGUCAUUUCCUUUAAUAGAUUAUAUAUCAUAUUACUGUUAAACGAUUUAUGUCAUCAGAUGUGUUCAAGAGAUUUUCGCAAUUGCUUGAACCAUAGAAACGAGAGCCGAGAUCCUGCUGACCUUGGAUCCUCUACAAUAAAAAACUUUUUACUAUCGUAUAAUCGGUCAUUUCUCAGUAAUGUACUUACUAUAAAAAGCAAAUAUUGUAGUUAAUAGUUUUAAGUUAAAUGUGGUAGUAUGAGGCCGAUUAUACAAAGAGUCUUAGGAACUAAUUUAAGGAGAAAAUGCGUAAUUCAUCAAUGCAGAACGAUAAUCCAAUUAUCAAAUAAAACAAAUAAUGGGUCUGAUAAAGACUAUACUCAAAGGAAUACUCCAUUUUUGAUUACUGGUUUGGUAACAACAGGAUUAUUGGGAUAUACUUUAACAGUAAGUAAAAAAAGGCAUGCCCUUGCAGAAGAGGCAAAGCUAAAGGAAGUGACUGCUGGAAAUUUUAAUCCCGCAUUAUCCUCUCCAGAAGAAGUAAAUGUAGCUGAAGAGAGUGCAAGCAAUUUUAAGUCUGAAUUAGCAUCCUCAGAAGAGGCAAAGCUUCAAAAAGGAAAUGAAGUGAUUGCUGGCAAUUUCAGACCUGAGUUACCAUGUUAUUCUAUGAAAGAAGUCAGUGAGCAUUCAACCAAAGAAAGCAAAAUUUGGGUGGUAUUCAAAGAAGGAGUGUAUGACAUCACAGACUUUGUAGAACAACACCCCGGCGGUGAACAAAUUUUAAUUGCCGCGGGCAGUAGUGUAGAACCUUUCUGGGUUCUCUAUGGAAUUCAUAAGAGUCCACAUGUUUUUAAAAUACUUGAAACUUUAAGAAUCGGUAAUUUGAAAAAAGAAGAUCAAAUUCAAGUAGCAGAUUUGGAAGAUCCAUACGCUAACGAACCACAGAGACACAAGGUCUUAAAGGUUGCAAAUUUUAAACCGUUUAAUGCUGAAACUCCGCCAGAACUAUUGUGUGAAAGUUUUUUAACACCCAGUGAUUUAUUUUACGUAAGAAACCAUUUGCCAGUACCAUCUAUAGACCCCAACACUUACGAAAUGGAAAUAGAACUGGAAGGCAAAGGCAAAUCAGUAACGUUUUCUCUGGAAGACCUUAAGACGAAAUUCCCAAAAACCACGAUAGCGGCCACUUUAAUGUGCGCCGGAAAUAGGCGAAGUGAUAUGAUUAAGAUAAAACCAGUAAAAGGCCUUAGCUGGGGUCCCUGUGCCAUUGGUAACGCUGAAUGGACUGGAGUGAGAUUAAGGGAUCUUUUAAAAGAAGUUGGUAUCACUGAGGAUGAAGAAACGUAUAAGCAUGUCCAGUUUGAAGGUCUAGAUUAUGAUGUGACCGCUACCCAAUUUGGAGCCUCUAUACCUUUAUGGAAAGCCGUUGAAAAACGAGGCGAUGUUAUUUUGGCUUACGAAAUGAAUGGGAAACCUCUGCCGCCCGAUCAUGGGUAUCCUAUUAGGGUGAUUGUCCCUGGGGUGGCUGGAGUAAGGAACGUUAAGUGGUUGGGCAAAAUUGUUGUCUCGGAAAACGAAAGCGCUUCACAUUGGCAGCAAAAUGAUUAUAAAGGCUUCUCACCAUCGGCAGACUACGAGAGCGCCGAUUAUUCGAAAGCUCCCGCAAUACAAGAUUUGCCUGUUAUUUCCGCUAUUUGUAAACCGGCAUCUGGUAGCACCGUGGAGGUUGUCGAUGGGAAAAUAACCGUUAAAGGAUAUGCAUGGUCUGGAGGUGGGCAAAAGAUAAUUCGCGUAGAUUUGACGAUAGAUGGGGGUAAAACUUGGCACGUUGCAUGUCUUGAUGCGCAAGACUCCGCUUUGCCACCGAGACAUUGGGCGUGGACACUUUGGUCGGCUAGCAUACCUGUAGAUAAGAAUUUAGAAGAGGUAGAAGUAUGGUGCAAAGCAGUGGAUUCCUGCUACAACACUCAACCAGAAUCUUUCGAAAAUAUAUGGAACUUUAGAGGUGUAUUAAGCAACGCUUAUCAUAGGGUUAAACUUAAGCUUAAGCAAUAACAUUAUUAAGAAUUUUUAUACAAUUUUUAAAUUAAAUAUACUCAAGUGAUAUUUAUAUACUGAAUUGAAAGUUAAUAUAAUGACUCAAAAUCUGCACGUA
This is a messenger RNA of Anthonomus grandis grandis, 2153 nucleotides long. RefSeq names its product sulfite oxidase-like. Gene Ontology annotation, molecular function: oxidoreductase activity; molybdenum ion binding. The record is from RefSeq and is a predicted model, not a curated record. Gene Ontology annotation, cellular component: mitochondrion. The transcript is spliced from 11 exons. NCBI's taxonomy places the organism in Eukaryota, Metazoa, Arthropoda, Insecta, Coleoptera, Curculionidae. The coding region runs from base 257 to 2053 and encodes 598 amino acids.